UCGGGAGAUGCUCAUAAUUUGGUUGGUGCUUCUGAAGGAAGUGGUGUCGAGAAAGCGCACACUGAUGGAGAAACUGCAGAAGAAACUAUGUCUACCCUGGGCCCGAAAUCGUCAGAUACUGCUUGUGAGUUAGUUGCUGGUGCUUCUGAGGGAAGCGGUGCUGAGGGAGCGCCAUCUGACGUUGGGAUUCGCGAUGGAGGAACUGCAGAGAAAACACUGUCUAGCGACGCCCCGGUUUCAAAUGAGAAGCCUGAUGCUCGUGAGUCUGCUGGUGCUUCUGAGGGAUGCAGUGCCGAAGGAGCGCCAUCUGGCAUUGGUAUUCUUGCUGAUGGAGGAACUGUAGAGAAAACUCUGCCUGGCAUCGGCCCCAGUGUGAGCGAAGACUUCACCGACUGUACCGGCUGUGCCGCGGGCUCAGCCAGCGAUGUGGCACAGGAAUGAAU
Cylicostephanus goldi is the source of this 443-nucleotide messenger RNA. NCBI's taxonomy places the organism in Eukaryota, Metazoa, Nematoda, Chromadorea, Rhabditida, Strongylidae. The record is from the annotation of a GenBank genome assembly.